Symbiodinium sp. CCMP2456 is the source of this 1154-nucleotide messenger RNA. NCBI's taxonomy places the organism in Eukaryota, Dinophyceae, Suessiales, Symbiodiniaceae. The record is from the annotation of a GenBank genome assembly.
AUGUCGGCGAUGCAUCCAAGGCCCCAGCUGGCACGGAGGGCACAACCGCUCAGACCCAGCCUGUACCCUACACGGGUCAACAGUCAGCAACGGGGGGGAAGCCCGCGCCUACCUUCGACGUCACCGAGCACCGCCGACGGCGCCUACAGCACGAUCCACCGGAAGCACGCCGUCGACCCCUACUACCAGGGGACCACCACCGAAGGCACCUACAACACGAUCCACCGGAAGCACGCCGGCGACCGCUACUACCAGCGAGCAAGCGAGGACAAGCCCACCAGGGCCGCGACGACCCAAAUCGCACAGCUUUUCCUCGAGCAGCACGAGCAGCAGCAGCUCAGACGGCGCAGCACAGGGACAACCACCCCUGCCGGCGCCUACGAGGACCCAGACGAGGAAUUCGAGCAAGAGGCAUGGAACUCCAUCCUCGACUACGUGCCCCGGAAAAGCCAGAAACGCAGGCAACCGCCAACCGCUGAGUCUCCACCACCCGAGACCCCGAAGAGACACGAGGGGACCGCGGCAGCAAGAGCAGCAGCAGACAAGACCUCCAGCGCAGCCCGUGCCAUCCCACAGGCAACAAGCGUACCCGCCGAGCACAACGACGACGCCUACUACCAGAAGGCAGCACGACUACAGGAUUCGGAGCACGAAAACAAGGAAAAGCACACUCACCAGGAGCCCCCCGAGACGAUCCUGGAGACCCACAACAACGACGCCUACUACCUGAUUGCCUCGCGCUCGGGGCUACAUCCAGACCAGGACGUUUUCGAGAAUGCCUCCCCAACCGGCGAGAAGACGGAGCCCCACGACGACAGGGGAGAACCAACGGGGACCGCCAGAGAAGAAUCUGAGGGGCCAGACUGGAGCCGUGACAGUCAAGAUGAGGUCGAGGAGGGGGACAACGACAACACCACCAAACAAGAACUGUCGGAACCGCCAAGCAGCGCAUGGGGGUCCAGACGACCGGCAGAACCAGAAGGCCCACCGCCACCAAGGGCCCCAAAUGGCCGCACACGCAAAUCGGCCCCGCUGACGGAAGAAGCUCGUAUAGAGCGCAACCGCCGCGACAGAGCAGAAUGGAGAGAAAGACGACGACUUCGCCGACGACUGGAGCCUGGCUUCUUUUACCCGAGUGGUGCGGAGCAGCGGAA